Molecule: messenger RNA, 1488 nt
Organism: Peronospora matthiolae
Lineage: Eukaryota; Oomycota; Peronosporomycetes; Peronosporales; Peronosporaceae
Source: the annotation of a GenBank genome assembly
AUGCGAUGCGCGAACAAGGCCGCCGAGAGCGCGUCCGCACGUCUCUGUGCGGACGCCGAAGCAGAAACCACAGCAACUGAUGUCUCAUCGGUUGUUGAAGCGACCCAGCCUGUGUCACUUGGUGAUGCAGGCGCUGGUCAUGAAGACACUCGUGUCUUCACAGAGUACGAGCUCGGUGUCUCGUACUCUCCUGAUACGGAAGACGGAUCCGUAUCGACGGCGAUUGAAUCUAAGCCGCCUGCCAAGCGUGGCAUGGACGAUGCUUUGCGUCGCAGCAUCUUUGGUUCAUCUGAUGAAUCAGAUGAACCAUCGCCGAAGCGAAGGCGCUCGAGGUCGCGAGACUCGGGCGCUAAUAGUGGUGUCGGUUCUCCUAUGGACACCACUUCACAGCGAGGUGCCAGUACUUCUGUCGGCACGUCGCAGGAAGAGCGGGGCCGCAAAGUGUUGCGUCUCGCUCCUGAGAAGAAGGCACGGAUGCCCCCUAAAUCCGUCAUGGAUCACUUGUCGGCGACGACGAGUGAUCGUUAUCGAACACGAUUGUUCGAUUCGUCAAGGAUCCAUCACCUUGACCUCAGCGCGAAAAACUAUCGCGCUGAGAAUGAAUUCUUCAUCGAUGCUUUCUUUAGACAUCGAUGGUACAGUGGGAAUCACAAACGUGAUGGUCCCUCACUACUUCAGGCGUGGAACGCCUACAUCCAUAACCUCGAGGAUGUAGGUCGUGACGCUUGGAACGACAAACUUAUCAAAGCUCGUGAUAAGUUUGAAAAGCGAACCCCGACAGGUGCACGCUACAAGCUGCAUCGUCUGUCAAGGGAGAAACGAUUACCCUGCCUCUCUUGGGGAGACUCGUGCCCAUGUUGUGUGAACAACUCUGCACGAGCACCUAAGGAGGCUUACCUCCUUACCAGCCCGUGGUGGCGCGUACGUAUCUCUACUGAGAUGUACGAAGGGAUUGACAACUUGAAAUCCCUUUACGACCGUGCCGGGAAGACUUUCUCUGGCGGUCCUUCUGCGGCACAGGAUGUGCCGCGUCGUACUGCUCAACCAGACCCAGUACGUCGAUCAUUAGUUGGGAACGGGGCUCCCAAGUAUCCCAGGACGGGGGAUAACCGCGCCACCGGACGAAGUAACUCGUCCGACGCCCGUUCACAUCGCGGUGGUUCAACAGCUGCUCAACCAGAUAGAGCUGGCCACCGCGAGAGUCCUCUAAUGAAGCAUGAGCGGGACAGGCGUCUUCAACUGACGGACACUGUCUCGAAGCAUCGAGCUGAGUUUGCCUUUGCUCAGCUUGAGAACGAGAGAGCUUUGACAUCUCUGCGUGACGAGCUAAAGGUAGCUCGUGGGAAUGUUGAUCGGUCUCGGGCUGAGAUAACUGCUCUUCAGACCCUUGUUAAUAUCCACCAUCGGGAGCACAAGGCUCUCUGCAAGAUGCUUGAGCGCAAGGGCGUUCUUCAUCGGAAGAAGCAGCGUACUGAUGGUACGGCUUAA